Messenger RNA from Panicum hallii, 2319 nucleotides. RefSeq names its product U-box domain-containing protein 33-like. Gene Ontology annotation, biological process: protein phosphorylation. Gene Ontology annotation, molecular function: protein kinase activity; ATP binding. The transcript has 10 exons. NCBI's taxonomy places the organism in Eukaryota, Viridiplantae, Streptophyta, Magnoliopsida, Poales, Poaceae. Bases 185 to 2026 code for a protein of 613 amino acids. The record is from RefSeq and is a predicted model, not a curated record.
ACCAAAUCCACGGCCACACUUCCAGCCUCUCCUCUUAUUUAGCUCUCUCUGAACUGACAAUUCCUAGGAAUAACAAGGCACAAAAGGAAUGAGGACGACGCUGAUACCAAUACCAAUACCAUGCAGUUGAAGUAAAAAGUGUCGCGACACAAAAAAGGUACAUGUAGGGAGCAAGCUGAGAAAGAUGGAUGAGGAAGAGGUACAUAUUGCGGUGGGGAAGAAUUCAAGAAAGGAGAAAGCUAACAUACUAUGGGCUGCAGUGAAUUUCCCGAGGGCCACCAUAGUUCUUGUCCAUGUUCACUGGCCCUCUAAGUGGAUGCCUUUCAUGGGUGGCAAAGUUCUAUACAAGUUUGCUGAUGAAAAGGAGAAGGAGAUGCAUAGAGGCAGAGAAACGAAAGCUAUGGUCAACAUGUUAUCACAGUACAAAAAUCUGUGUGGUACAAGAAAGGUUAGCGCACAUUACCUUACACAUGAUGACACUGUUGCUGGUGUUGUGAACCUGGUAAAGAAGCUCAAAAUUAAGAGAAUCGUCAUUGGUUCAAGGAACAUGUCAAGGCAAGUGGCUCUUCGCCAAUGCUGUCAGGUUUGGGUGGUGCUCAAUGGCAAACACAUCUCCACCAGCAAUGAUCACUUGGAGCACAGUGGAAAUAUUGGAUAUGGAGGGAGCUCAGAUAUUUUAGCAUCUAUACAUGAGCUAGGUGAGGAAUCUGAUGGCUACAUGACACCACCAAGUGACCUCGCAGAUGAAAGCAUGGAUGAGGAGGAGCUGAAUGAAAUGGAUGAUUCUGAUCAAUUAGUAAUGGUACAAUACAUUGAUUGCUUCCACCAUGUUGUGCAGGAAGAUGAAACAAUGACUGAACAAGGCACAGAGGAAUCAGUCGCUUCCGACGUGAUGGAAGACUCUGCUGAAGAGGAUGCUGACCAAUCUGAUGAGAUACAGAGUUUCAGAAAUAUAACUGAAAAGGCUGAAAAAAUCAUGGAGGAAAUAGACAGACUCCAAAAGAAACUGAAAGAGCUGCAAGGAGAGGGCCCUAAUCGUGAUGCGAGGAGCUUGUCACCCAGACAAAUGGCUGCUUCGUUGAAGCGGAAGAGCCUAUCAGAACCUAGAUACCCAGAGUUACAAAUUCCAGAGAACAUUGAACGAUUCUCAACGUCGCAGAUUGGAAAAGCAACCGAUCACUUCCACUCAAGAAAUUUCAUAGGAGAAGGAGGUUAUGGUCCAGUUUACAAAGGAAAACUAGGUGACACGCCAGUGGCUAUCAAGAUGCUGAAGCCUCAUGGUAGACAAGGUUUCCCUGAGUAUCAGCAAGAGGUGAUGGUGCUGAGCAAAUUGGAGCACCCGCACAUCGUGAGGCUGAUGGGCGUGUGCCCGGAGUCGUGCAGCCUCGUGUACGAGCACCUCCCCAACGGCACGCUCCUGGAGAGGCUCUCCAAGGGCCUCCUGUGGAAGGACCGCGUCAGGAUCCUCGCCGAGCAGCGCUCGGCGCUGGCGUACCUCCACUCCAGGCGCCCCCACGCCAUCAUCCACGCCGACCUCAAGCUCACCAACAUCCUCCUGGACGCUGGCAACGUGAGCCGGCUGGGGGACUUCGGGACGGCGCGGGCGGUGCACGUGAAGCCGCUAGAGGAGGAGACCAUCGGCCGGCGCACCAACCCGAUGGGGACGACGGGGUACAUGGACCCGGUGUUCUUCAUGACCGGCGAGCUCACCACGGAGUCGGACGUGUACGCGUUCGGCGUGGUGAUCCUGCAGCUGCUCACGGGGCUGCUGGACCUCAACGUCGCGGAGCAGGCGCGCGAGGCGGUGAAGAUGGACGCGGUGCAUAGCGUGCUGGACGUGUCCGCGGGGGCCUGGCCGGAGGUGCAGGCGGAGCGGCUGCUCAAGCUGGCACUGAGGUGCUGCAGCCUGGAGAGGAAGCGGCGGCCGGCUAUCACGUCCGACGCCGAGUGGAGAUCGCUCGACAUCCUACGGGCCAUGGCAACGCCAGCUAGUAAAUCCUGGAAAUGGAAUUCCCAUGGAAGCUGAACUAGCUUGCUGAAUGAUGUACAGUAUGGACUUCUUAGUAUGUUGCUGCAAAUGCCAUGAAAACUAGUAUUAGCUAGUAGUCCAACAGUAGUAUUAUCUAGUCAUUCUCUUGUGAUUAGAUAAGCAUAUCCAAGAAUAAAUCUGAAUUAGAAUAUACUGAAAAUAUUUAGUAGUACAGUAGAAACAAGCGUGUGAACACAAGAAUUUGAGCAAAUGCUAGAUGGAGUGGCAAUUGGUUAACCAAGAUAACUAUUCAGGUGCACGGUGAAUUUUUUGGAACGUGCACCAACAUC